Messenger RNA from Lobosporangium transversale, 426 nucleotides. RefSeq lists its product as hypothetical. The transcript is spliced from 4 exons. Lineage: Eukaryota; Fungi; Mortierellomycota; Mortierellomycetes; Mortierellales; Mortierellaceae. The record is from RefSeq and is a predicted model, not a curated record. The coding region runs from base 1 to 426 and encodes 141 amino acids.
AUGGGCUCAGUUGCCACAUCGACGCGAAUCCGAAGUAUAAAUCCACGUUCAUGUUUUCUUGGUUGUAAACCACAAAACCUCGUUCUCGUCCUUUCUCAUCGCGGCUGUGGUGAUCUUAUACCAUACAUUGCAGACAUCAUCGAAAUUUGGAUUGUUGAUCCCUUCAAAAGAAGACACUCGAUGGCUGCUUUUACAGCACCUGAAAGUUGCCGAGUACCGAGAUCGAGCAUGAAUCCUGCUUUUGCCUGUGACACCUCCUUGGGGUCUAUCUUUCCUUACGCGCUUCUUGCCAGCGCAUUGGCAUUCAUAAGUGAGGCGGUGCAGAUUAUCAGUUUUGUAGUCAUAUUUUCUUGUCAAUACAAAAUUGGUGGAAAUAACCCUUUGGAUGCUUCAGAAACCAAGCAUCAAACCUCUCGGGUUCAAUAA